AUCUUUCUCCUGAGUUACAUCUGCCGCAGUGUCAUCUUCUGGUUGCCGUAAUGGAUAAGCUUCCCUCUCAGCCUGAGGAUGUGCAGGCUCUCUGGACCACAGGAAGCCAGUUCUCAGAAGAGGUUCCCAGGCUCUCUUUGUUCUCAGCCCUUUUUCUCGGUUUCCAGCAGUGCUCUGGUGAGUGUUUGUUUGCCGGGAGUGAUGGAUGAUGGACAAGCUGAGGUUCCUGUCACCCUGUAUCACCACCUCUGUGUCCACUUGUGUGCCUUCAUUGCAUCCACACCCCCAUCACACUUUCCUCAGCUGGAGCGUGCUCUGCUGGAUGCAGUCAUUGGUUCUAGUAUGAUCACCUCUCUACUGGCUAUGGAUUCAUGGUGCUUCCUGGCCCGCCUUGUUUUUACAUUAUAAAUUCAGAUGUUAUCUAAGAUGGAAUGAAAACUCUAGUCAAUAAUGACUAGAGAACUAGUGAAAUGGUGACAUCACAAGAUCCAAGUGAGUGAAAGCUGAGCAAUUGAAAG
Messenger RNA from Mauremys reevesii (Reeves's turtle), 518 nucleotides. RefSeq lists its product as uncharacterized. NCBI's taxonomy places the organism in Eukaryota, Metazoa, Chordata, Testudines, Geoemydidae. The coding region runs from base 79 to 408 and encodes 109 amino acids. The record is from RefSeq and is a predicted model, not a curated record. The transcript has 4 exons.